UGCAGUACGCUAUGUUAUUCAUCUGUUGAAUGUUGGUUGGGAAAAGUUGUCCACUGCCAAAGGUGAUUAGUGUCUGAGCGAUGAAAGAGAUAUAAAAAAAAAAAUUUGAAAAAAAUUAGAUCCCUUAUCACGUUGAGUAUACAUUUGUUGUUUAAUUUUCGGAUUCUUUGUCCGCGUCAAAUAGCCAACUAGUAUUAUUAACACACGUGCGAGAACAACAGAUUUGAUCAAUUUUUCGCCAUCCCGAUCAACCUUCAACACAAAACCCUGCACAAAUAUGGAAGGUGGUAGUUAUUCAGGCGAAGGUGACUUGGGCGGUCCAAGAACACCGCAGCAGGCAUCGACCACGAAGAAGAUGCAGGACACGCAGGCAAAGGUCGACGAGGUUGUUGGGAUAAUGAAAGUCAAUGUGGAAAAGGUUCUCGAACGCGAUCAGAAACUGUCAGAACUCGACAACAGGGCCGACGCUCUUCAGCAGGGCGCCGCGCAGUUCGAACAACAAGCCGGUAAACUGAAGAGAAAGUACUGGUGGAAAAAUUUGAAGAUGAUGAUCAUCAUCGGUAUAAUCGCCGUCCUUAUACUGAUCAUCAUCAUCGCUUCAGUGGUUCCGUCAUCAAGCAGUGACGCAGAGCCAUCAGGAAAUUAAAAGAGAAGAGAUUUAAGAGUGAGGAGAAGAAAAAGACGAAAUACGACAAAGAUGAAGGCGUUGGUAAAUGUGUAUAACAAUUUACGAUACAUGAAAGCGUUAAGUUUAGUUAAUUAUUAUAAUAUAAUAUAAUGCAAGGAUUGGCCUGAAGUUUGGGAUGAUACACGUAUAGAAAAAGUAACUGAUAAUAACUAACUGUAAGAAUAAAAAGAAAAACAUUUACUACUUACAUACAUUUACAAUUUACAAGGAAAAUAAAGAAAAUAAAUUUAAAUUACCAAACCGCUAGUAUUUUAACUGAUAACAGCAGAAAAUUGAAUUACAAAAUUAUAGCACAAGCCAGAGCAGUCCAUGUACGUGUUUUUCUUUUGUUUGUUUUUUUCUCUCGUCUAAUAAUGUUAUAAUAUUUAGAAAAUGAAAGGAAACACGCGACAAAAUUUCAUUCACAUAACAAAUAAAAGGUGCGUGUAAAAGGUGUAAAAGUAUUACGUAAACUUUGCGAGACGCAGAAUGAAAGUAAAAACAAUUCUUCGUGUAUUACACACAUGAGAUCAAAAGACAAUACGUGGUGUAGUUUUGCGUGCUACAAAUUGUUUACAAACCGCACUGUCUCAUUGCAAAAUUUACAUACCCAUAUACAUAUAUAUACCCUGCAUAUCCAUUAAAUCUAUUUAAUAUAUAUAAAUGUAUAGCUUUUAAUACAUCUACACGGACACAUAAACACGCACACACAUUUAUAUAUAUAUAUAUAGACAUAUAAAAUAUAACGUUUGUAUUCUUUAA
Neodiprion fabricii is the source of this 1429-nucleotide messenger RNA. RefSeq names its product synaptobrevin-1-like (gene Syb). Gene Ontology annotation, cellular component: plasma membrane; SNARE complex. Gene Ontology annotation, molecular function: SNAP receptor activity; syntaxin binding. Lineage: Eukaryota; Metazoa; Arthropoda; Insecta; Hymenoptera; Diprionidae. Gene Ontology annotation, biological process: vesicle fusion; vesicle-mediated transport. The transcript is spliced from 3 exons. The coding region runs from base 278 to 646 and encodes 122 amino acids. The record is from RefSeq and is a predicted model, not a curated record.